Maniola jurtina (meadow brown) is the source of this 1619-nucleotide messenger RNA. RefSeq lists its product as uncharacterized. Gene Ontology annotation, biological process: arachidonate secretion; phospholipid metabolic process. Lineage: Eukaryota; Metazoa; Arthropoda; Insecta; Lepidoptera; Nymphalidae. The record is from RefSeq and is a predicted model, not a curated record. Bases 132 to 1091 code for a protein of 319 amino acids. The transcript has 4 exons.
CUUGGCAGCCGGCAGUCCGCGAUACACCGGCGUAGCGGGCGCACGGGUACUAGAGACAUGGACAACCAACCCAACUUGCUGUACCUCUAGCCUGUGACAUACGCCGUUCUGUCGUAUGUUAUGUGUGAAUAAUGUCUUUCCGUAGGCUCAUCAGCGCCGUACGGUACGCGCGGGAGGCUUUGAACCGAGGCGCCCCUAUGGCCGACGGAAUCCUAAAGUCCUUAAUAUCAGUUAUAGUCAUAUGUUGCAUUGCGGUUUCUUCCCCACAAAGUGCGUCCGCGAAACCCUUCGCUUUUACCUUCCCCGCGAGCUGGUCUCUCGCUGGGCUGGUCGGGACGGUGGGAGCGAGGUCUGAGGACGCGGACAGAAGGGAGCCGGGAGUGAAGCCGUACACGGGCAGGAGAGUCAGCAACGAGACUCUUCGCAUGAUCUACUUCCAUGAUCAGACUGUCGCUGUGGUGGAGCUCGGAGAAGACAAGCUGCUCCUCAACUGUGAGCUCAUCGAGACUUAUGAUGAGGAAGACACAGGCCGUCUCCUCCGGCAGUUGAGCAGGAUCAACAGGCCGCUGGGCGUCAGCUUCCCGCAGAUGAUCAGGCUCAUGGGGCAAUGUCAACAGGUGGAAGGAGUGGAAGCGGGCGAGGGUGAGAGCAGCAAGCGCGAGGGGUGGCGGGAGCGCGGCGCGGCGCACGCGCGGCUGCAGGCGGGCGGCGCCCACGCGGGCCUGUUGGGGGGCAGUCCGCUCUCUCUGCUACAGGGCAUCAUACCGGGUACAAAAUGGUGCGGCACCGGUGACAUAGCGGCCGACUACCACGACCUGGGAGCAGACCGGUCCCUCGACCGCUGUUGCCGCACGCACGACCUCUGCCCCAGCAAGGUCCGCGCCUUCUCUCGCCGCUACAACCUCACCAACAACUCGCUCUACAGCAAGUCGCACUGUACAUGCGACGACAUGCUCUUCGACUGCCUGAAAACCACCAACACAUCCGCCGCGCACCUCAUGGGCCACAUCUAUUUCAAUAUAGUUCAAGUUCCAUGCUUAGAAGACUAUACUACUGGUAGACGAUUCAGAGAAGCUAAACAAGGCUUUUAACGCCAUCUAGCGUCGAGUAGCUGAACUAAAAAGUGGUUUGUGAAAAAGCGCCAUCUAGUAGUUACGUUGAUUGUUUGCACGGAUUUAAAUAAAACGCUGUAUAUUUUGCAUUUAUAUAAAUAAAAUAUAAAACUGUGUUGGCGUGUUUAUGUGUAAAUAAAUAAUUGUAAAGAAUAUAAUUAACGUAAUUAAUGAUAAAAUACACGUUAAACCUGUGAUAUGUCUGUGCCUUGAAUUGUUCUUUAUUGUAUAUUGAUUAGAAGAUGGCGCUAUAGCAUUUCACAUACCUACCUACCUAAUUAAAAUUUUAUUAGUGAAUUUGUUUUAAAAUAGUGAAGUAAUUAUUUAUUUGUCCUAAUAAUUAAGUUAUCAACUGUGAAUUAACGAUUAACAGUAAAACGUUUAACUAAAUAGAAAUUGAUUGUUUCGUAAAAUAAUGUAAUAGCACUAUGAAUAAUGUAUGUAAGUAAUAAAUCGCUAUAAUUUCAAAUCUAAGGAUUACCAAAUACAACUGUUUAUUUUAUUAAU